Messenger RNA from Limanda limanda (common dab), 5237 nucleotides. It is a transcript of the gene lmo7a, whose product is annotated as LIM domain 7a. Bases 622 to 4518 code for a protein of 1298 amino acids. Gene Ontology annotation, biological process: regulation of cell adhesion; regulation of signaling. The record is from RefSeq and is a predicted model, not a curated record. NCBI's taxonomy places the organism in Eukaryota, Metazoa, Chordata, Actinopteri, Pleuronectiformes, Pleuronectidae. The transcript is spliced from 27 exons. Gene Ontology annotation, molecular function: protein binding.
GGUGUCCCUGCCAUCCCUGCUAGAGAACUCUUCAGUGAUUAUUCUUUUGCUCCUGAGGGUGGACAACCUCCUCAUCCCUACUUUGUUCCUUUUGUCCAGGACAACCUCAACGUCUUCCUCCGGGCCUGCGGCAAGCUUGGACUAAAAGAGGCACAGCUCUUCCACCCCGGAGAUCUUCAGGACUUAUCCACGAGAGUUACAGUCAAGGAUCAAGAGACCAACCGGAGGCUGAAAAAUGUGUUGAUCACCAUUUUCUGGCUCGGCAGAAGAGCUCAGUGCGACAGAGUCUACGAUGGACCUCACCUGAACUUCAAGGCGUUCGAGGGAUUAUUGGGCACAGCACUGUACAAGGCUCUGCAGGAGUCGUCCAGUCAGAAAGGCAGCAGCGUCAGAGACAGUGGUUUUGGAGAUAGCUGGUACUCCGAGCGAGAGGAGCUCUACCAACUGAGAGAAGGAGGAAGAGGAGGAGGAAGCAGCGGCAGCGGCGGACACAGGAGAGACGACUCCCUGGACAGUUUGGACUCUUUGGGAUCCCGACCUCACAGCAUCUCCUCCGACACCACCCUUAAAGGCAGCAGCGAGGGUUGUUGCAGUGACACCGAGGCCGACUCCGUCUUCAGGAUGGCUGACAACAAGGACGGUCUCAGUUACCGCCGGUCAGUCCACAUCACGCCCAAGACCACCACCCAGUUCAACCAGUUUCUGCCCAGUAAGGACAAAACUUCGGGUUAUGUGCCCGCUCCUCUGAGGAAGAAACGGGCAGAGCGCCACGAGGACAACAGGCGUAGCUGGGCCAGUCCCGUAUACACGGAUGAAGACGGCAAACUCACCAGAGAGCACCAGACGCCAGAGAGUAUCGACGGGAGCAAAUCAACAAGUGAUAUCCAGGACGACUCCGCCAUCCUCCGGCAGAUUCGCUACGAAGAGCUGCAGAAGCACCGCGAGCAGAUAAAGGAUACUGAGGACAAGUGGCAGGAUGACCUGAGCAAAUGGAAGAACCGGCGCAGGAGCGUCAACUCUGACAUCGUGAAGAAGAAAGAGGAGCGUGAGAAGGUGGAGGAGAUUUCCUUCGGUAACAGGAGGUCCAAGACCUUCAAGGAGAUGCAAGAGGAGAGAGACAAUACAGGAAAAAAAAGCAUCGGCAGUCGUCUCGGAUCUCUGGCUUACCUGGACGACGAGGAGGACGUGUUUGAGAGACCCGUCGCCACCCCUCGUACCCGAACCCUCCCCCCCAGGAGCUUCACUAUUGACACUCCUUACAAUUCUUUCGAGCCCUCUGUGCCUUCUCUGAAAGAGGACGACCCCCCCGCUGCCUCCCCAGCCACGGGCAGGGCCGCUUCCCCUCCCCUUCCAAGAUCACGGGGAGUGGAAGUUGUGGACCGUUCUGCAGGCAGAGACACCACGACCACCAUCACUUCCAGCCUCCCUCCCUUCAGCCGAGGCUCUCUCCACGACUCUGCUGCAGGUGCACCUUUACAGAGGAGCGCCUUCUCAGAACGCAGCAGAACCACCAAGACAGAGGAGAAACCCACGCCUGUCCUCUCAGAACGCAGCAGAGCCACCAAGACGGAGGAGAAAACCACGACCGUCGUCUCCUCCUCCUCCGCCCUACAAAAGGUGGCAGAGCCAAGACGCCCAUUGUCACGCGUACAAACGGAGGUGGAGGCCCCCUCCCCUGGUUUUCUGUACAAACAACAACCGCAGCCCAGCCUGAUGGAACCCAAACCUCCCGGAGUGUCUCAUGUUUCCGCCUCCCUCCCCAGGAGCUACCAGAAACCGGAUAGCACACGUCUGACUUCAGUUGUCACGGCGAAGCCCUUCAGGCCCCCAGCCUCCCGCAUCAACUCACUUCCACGAGUCUUCGCAAUGGGCGACCCUAACAAGCGCGUCAAUGGCGACGCCUCUAGCAAGUCAUCGGUGCCGAGCCGCUAUCACGAGUUCAUGACCCCCGAGGAAGAGGCUCACUCCAGCUCGGCCCACAGCAGUGAAGAUGAGGAGGAAGAGGAGGAGGAGGCAGAUGCGACAUGGGGCAAGACCGCGCCGAAGAGUGUCACCUUGACUCAGAGCAUCUCAUCCGCCCCUGCUCCUCCAGUCAGGAGAGAAGUUCCGGUCAGUCCUGCUCCAGUCAGUCCUGCUCCAGUCAGUCCUGCUCCAUUCAGUCCUGCUCCAGCCAAAGAAAGCAGCCAGGAGAACUACUGCGACAUGCGGAUCAACCUGAACCAGAAGCCCAACAGCAGCAGAGACUUUGGCUUCCAGGCAGCCUGGGACUCAACCGGAGCUCGCGUCACGACCAUCGCACCAGGCAGCCCGGCUGAGAUGUGCCAGCUCCAGGCCGGAGACGAGGUGCUGACAGUGAACAGCCAGAAGGUGGCAAAGAUGAGCUACACAGACUGGAAGUCCUGCAUGGAGGAGGCGCUGCAGGACGGCAGUCUGGUCAUGGAUGUUCGCCGUCACGGCAAAAACAACUGGGACAGAGACCAACCUUCCCUGCCAUUUAAAAGCCAUAAGACCAUCAAUCUGACCAGUACGGAUCAUCCGAUACUUCUAGGUUCCCCCGACUCAAACUCCAGCCUGGAUUUCACCUCGCGCAUGACCUCGGAAACCCUGCUGCCCAAAGAGCUCACCGCCAACCCACUAGUCGAUUUGGCUUCAAAUGGAGUUAAUGGAAGUUUCCACCAGAAGCCGGUGACCAUGAGGAACAAAGAGUCAGAACCCAUAUCUUUGAAAAACUUAAAACGGCGAUCAGAGUUUUUUGAACAAGGAGGAUCAGAGUCUGUGAUGCCAGAUAUACCUGUUCCCUCAAUCACUCCCUCCUCCAGUCGCUGGUCCUGGGACCCAGAGGAGGAGCGAAGGAGACAAGAGAAAUGGCAGAAGGAACAGGAGCGCCUCCUACAGGAGAAAUAUAAGCGUGACCAUGAGAAGCUGCAGGAGGAGUGGCUGAGGGCUCAGGAGGAGAUCGACAACACCGUGGACCAACCAGAUUUUGCAAAGCCCGGCAGCCUGGAGGGGAACAGCCACAGCGUCAGCCCACACUCGCCACUCUUUUCUGUCAACCAGCCCACUUCUUCUCAGCGGGAAGAGGAAGAGAGAAAGAGGAAGGAGGAGCAGGAGCGCCGAAGGCAGGAGGAGGAGAAGAGGAAGCGGGAGGAGGAGGAGCGAGAGCUGCUGCGUCUGCGGGAGGAGAGGGAGAGGAAGGAGAGGCAGGCGGAGGAGGAGAGGAAGAGGAGGGAGGAGGAGAGGAAGAGGAGGGAGGAACAGGAGAGGCAGGCGGAGGAGGAGAAGAAGAGGAGGGAUGAGGAGGAGAGGGAGAAGAGGAGGAGGGAGGAGGUGGAGAGGCAGAGUAGGGAGGAGGAACUGAGGAGGAGAGAGGAGCAGAGGGAGGAGGAGCGGAGGUGGCAGGAAUCUCUGGAGCAGCAGCGCAGGGAGCGGGAGCGAGCCUUCCAGCAGCAGCAGCAGCAGCUGCAGCAGAUGCAGCAGCAGCAGCAGCAGUUGCAGCAGCAGCGGGCCGCUGGCUCCGAUGGCUUUAACAUGCAUCCUCCACUGUCCUAUACUGACAGGGUAAAAUCCCAAUCGUCUCCUCAGCUCGACGAAGAGGAAAAACCUCAGAGGAGAGGUGUGAACGUGCAGCCGGGGGGCAUGGCCCACUGGCUGCUGGAGGAGCAGUUGAGGAGUGAGCGUGACAAGCAGGCCCGGGGUCAGAGGGCAGCGUCAGAGCUGGAGAUGGAGCGCAGAAACAUCCUCAACGCCAUGAGAUACAGAGAGCCGGAGAGAGUGACAGGUGGAGGUGGACUAGAUGAGAGGAAGGGACUGCAGCCCCUGACGCCUGCUGAGCUGGAGCGGCAGCAGAUCCUGGACGAGAUGAAGAAGAAAGCACCGCUGCUGACGGACAACAGCUGGAUCCGCCAGCGCAACGCUGCCACGGCCGCCAACAAGGAGAGUGACCUGCCACCCAUGCGCAGGGGCGACUCUCUUGACAACUUGGACUCCUACAACUCAUGGCGCUCGUCAUGGACACCCAGGAGCAACUCUUACGUCCAAAAUUACGCCCGGCCUCACUCUGCCCUCUCCGGCAGCUCUUCUGUUUACGGUGGCGGACAGGUGCCCCAGAGGCCCACUUCCUCCACCCUGCCCUCCUCCUACUCCAUGGGCUCCCUUCGAGGCGGGGCAGGAACCCCCUCGACCCCCUGGUCCCGGCAGACCCCUUCUCCCACGCCCUCCUCUCAGUCCCCCACCACCUCUCCGGAGCCCAUGUCCGAGGCCGGUGCCCUUCAGCAGCAGAGCAGGUCAGUGAGUGGCAAGAAAAUCUGUACGUUCUGUGACAGCCCUCUGGGGAAGGGAGCGGCCAUGAUCAUCGAGUCCCUCGGGCUCUGUUAUCAUUUGACCUGCUUCAAGUGUAUCGACUGUACGGCUAACCUCGGAGGAUCGGAAGCCGGCGCUGAAGUCAGGAUACGAAACAAGCAGCUCUUCUGUAACUCUUGCUACAUGCGAUUCAAAACCGGCCUGCCAACCUCUAUGUGACGUCCUCCAGCAGAUUGAUGAAGAGACUACUUGUGACAACAACCCAUGAACAUCGGAGCCGUCGCAAACAGCUGGAAACACUUGGCUCGUUCCCACUUCCAUUACCGACUCUAGAAAACUCCCUUUUGUCUCAUUGAGCAGAAUCAUGUUUUGUGUUUUUACAGUGUGCGAUUGAGAGGGUGUAAGCUUGCAAAGACGUUAUCUACUUUAACACGUUUAUAUCGUAUUAAGUAUUACAGCUGUGCAAAGUGUAAGGGUUGUGCAUGCACUAGAGAUUUUUUUCAAUGUUUUAGCCGCGAAACUAGCCGAGCAAUAAACAGACUUUAAGAUCCCACAGGCGGGGGGCUGUCAUAUGAGACAGAUUUUCAAGAUAUCGAGAGAGACCCCUGCAGGAUCGUCCUCUUCCUUCUCGUUUUCACGCUUUUGUUUUGUUUUCUGCUGAAUCUCGUGGUUAUAACAUGUCUUUCAGCCAAGGUGUUCUCGUCAUGUGUAUGUGCCUUUUUCAUUGGUAACAGGGAGAAGUGAUUAAGAUUAACAGAAUUAUUUCAAAAUAUAUUUAAAAAGAGAAACUUCUGCUCGUAUAGCACUUGUCUGGAGUUAUCGCUGAUAGAUGGAGGAUUGUACACAGAAGCAGGUUUCCAUGUGAAGAUUAUAUAUAUCCUAUUGAAUGGCAUUGAGGCAAAAUGGCAACAUUUGUAAAUAAAACGACUAAAUCCUCA